Molecule: messenger RNA, 819 nt
Organism: Parascedosporium putredinis
Lineage: Eukaryota; Fungi; Ascomycota; Sordariomycetes; Microascales; Microascaceae
Source: the annotation of a GenBank genome assembly
AUGUGGUCAUAUAUGGUUGUUGCCACGACCGCCCUUAUAGGGACUGCAUUAGGGACGGCUAUCCCUCGUGCUGAGAGUACCUGCACCGAGCCAGUUGUCCGAAAAGAGUGGCGCGAGCUUACAACGUCGGAGAAGGCUGAGUAUAUCCGCGCCGCUGUGUGCUUGCGCAAGCUCCCUCAACCAAGUACGCCGCGAUUGACGAGACAUCCACUUCGUGGCCAACUUUUACCCUGGCAUCGCUGGUAUCUACAGCUACACGAAAAUCUUCUGCGUACGGAAUGCGGCUUUACUGGUACUCAGCCAUACUGGGACUGGAGUCUCGAUGCCGACGCCUUGAACACAUAUCACUCUCCUGUCUUCGAUCCUGUCACCGGGUUUGGUGGUGACGGCAGGCGCACAGGCAGCAAUGUCCCUGGCUUUGAGCGUUGCGUAGUUGAUGGGCCCUUUGCUAACACCAACCUAACUUUGGCUAUGGGUUGGCCUGAUAUGAACUUCUCUGACAUGGCGAACAUGCUCGAGGGCUUGCCACAUGCACAAAUCCACAGCAUAAUAUUUGGCGAUAUGGGGCCCGCAACCUCGCCUAAUGAACCAUUGUUUUUCCUACACCAUGCGAACGUUGACCGUGCUUGGGCUAAGUGGCAGGGCCGAAAUUCCACUCGACUGGCUGACUAUACAGGGUUCCAGGACUCUCUGAAGACUAUCACAGCCUCAAUAGACGAUACUAUGCCCGUCAUGGCCCUCGCUGAUAACGAGCCAAUGGUUAAGGAUUAUAUGGACAUCCAGGCUGGUCCAUUAUGUUAUACAUACUCGUCUCUAUAA